AUGACGGUGGGUAAACUAUUGAUUGGUCUGCUUAUACCGUUAGUCGUUGCUACAACAUACGUCGAGAGCGCUGCCGCUAAUUCCGGCCUCACAAAACGCCAUGAAAAAUUCGUUCCAAUGGUAGCCUUUUCGUGUGGCUAUCGUAAUCAAUAUCUUGGAGAAGACGGCACCUGGAAAUCCGAUGAUCGACGAUAUGCCACAUGCUUCACUGGAAAGCUUGACAUUCUCAAAUACUGUAAAACGGCUUACCCAUCGCUUAACAUCACUAACAUCGUUGAAUACUCACAUGAAGUGAGCAUCGACAAAUGGUGCCGCGAAGAAGGAAACCCAUGCAAGUGGACCCAUAGUGUUCGACCUUACCAGUGCAUUGACGGAGAAUUCCACUCGGAAGCUCUUCAAGUUCCUCAUGACUGCCAGUUCUCUCAUGUGAACUCUCUCGAACAAUGCUACGACUAUCAACACUGGAAGAAUGAGGCUUCUAAACAGUGCGCUGCUAAGCGAAGCAAGGAUGACAAAUCCAUGAUUGUUCGUUCCUUCUCUGUUCUUGAGCCAUGCGCAUUGGACAUGUUCACUGGUGUUGAAUUCGUGUGCUGCCCCAACGAAGCUACUAAGGAAUCAAAGGAAGUCGGUUCGAUAGAAGAUGUCGAACUCAAUGAGGACGAUGAUGACGACGAUAUCACGGACUACUAUGAGGAGGAUGAUGAUGGGGAAAAGGACGAGGACGACGAAGCGCAGGAUCCAUACUUCAAGGCUGCUGAUUGGUCUCAUGAGCAUGACGACUUCAAAAAAGCCGAAGAACGUUUGGACGAACGUCAUCGCAAGAAAGUCGAUAAGGUUAUGAAAGAAUGGGGACAACUUGAAAGCCGAUAUGCUGCUAUGAAGAAGGACGACCCGAAAGGAGCUGACAAGUUCAAACUUAACAUGAGCAACCGCUUCCAAAAGACCGUUUCGUCACUUGAGGAGGAACACAAGAAAAUGAAAAAAGAAAUCGAGGCUGUUCAUGAAGAACGCGUACAAGCCCUUCUCAAUGAGAAGAAGAGAGAUGCUACUCAUAAUUAUCGUCAAGCGCUUGCUACUCACCUCAACAAGCCAAACAAACACAAUGUCUUGAACAACCUCAAAAUCUACAUCCGCUCCGAAGAGAAAGACCGCAUGCAUACUUUGAACAGAUACCGUCACUUGCUCAGAACCGACAAAGCUGAGGCUGCUGCUUUCAGGCCAACUGUUCUCCACAGACUUCGCUACAUCGAUCUUCGCAUCAAUGGCACUUUGGCUAUGCUUCACGAUUUCCCCGAUUUGCAGAAAUACGUCCGUCCGAUUGCUCUUGCUUAUUGGCAAGAUUAUCGUCGCGAAAAUACCCCAGAGCUUAGCGACAAAGAAAUUCUUGGAAUGAACUCUCUUGACCCCGAUGCGAAGAACAAGAAACUCGUGGACUUGUAUGCAGAGGCAUACUUAAAACUUCACCCAACCGACAUCCUUGACGUCAAGGCACCAUCCACCACGGUUGAUCCACUUUCGCCAAACGAGGUUGUUGACGUAAAGGUAUUACCAACUGAGUCGUCAGUAUCCGAAGAAGAUGAUGAUGAAUAUUACGAAGACGAAGAUGAUGAGCAGGUUCACAAAUCCGAAAAGGUCAAGGUGAUUGACAUCAAGCCAAAGGAGGAAAAGAAGAUCGUCGAUUCGCCAAAACUUGUUGAGACAUCCGUUCAGACAGAAGACGCCGAUGAUGACGAUGAUGACGAUGACGAUAGUUCAUCAUCCUCGUCUGACAGCGAGGAAGACCGUAACAUCAAGGAACUUCAUGUCGAUAUCGAGCCAAUCAUUGAGGACCCACCAUCAUUCUACCGCAAGGAAAAGUUGGUCCAAAACGAGAUAACUCGCACUGAGACUGUGAUGAGCUCCGCCAACGUCGUCUUCUUCGUCUUGUCUGUCAUAGUUUUCUCAAUCAUCUCACUCUUGAUAAUGGUGGCUCGUCGUCGCCGCGCCAUGCGUGGGUUUAUUGAAGUUGACGUGUACACUCCAGAAGAGCGUCAUGUCGCUGGAAUGCAGGUCAACGGAUACGAAAACCCGACUUAUUCCUUCUUCGAUAGCAAGGCAUAA
Caenorhabditis bovis is the source of this 2100-nucleotide messenger RNA. NCBI's taxonomy places the organism in Eukaryota, Metazoa, Nematoda, Chromadorea, Rhabditida, Rhabditidae. The record is from the annotation of a GenBank genome assembly.